AAUGGGCGACCCUGAACUAGCUGGCCGCGCACGGGACAGAGCAAGGGUGCUGGCGCCCCCAGAACGUCAGGGACAUACCGUGAGGGAGGGCCCAGCUGCUGGGCCCUAUGGGGCCGGGGUCUGACAUCUGGACAGAGUGGGAAAGCAGCAUCCUGCCCUUGGGGAGUCGGGAGGAGCCCAGUCCCAUCCAGCUGUGCAAACAGGAGGAGGAGGAGGUCCCAAGCCUACCCUAGGGAGAGGGGCAAGAGGGGUGGUCAGGCUGUCGCCGCGCCGGCCCCCGCGGUGCGGGUUGCGCCAGCCUCCUCGGAACCCGACGCAGAAACUUGUUGCAACAAACAGGCGACCGCGGGUGCCCCUAGCAGCCAGCGGCGGAGUGGGUGGGCGGUCGAGAGGGAGGGGAAGGCUGGCGGACGCCGCAGCGAACUGGUGGGCAGACCCGGAGUCGCCGCGUAAGCGGGGCCGGCUCAGUGCGGUGCAGCAGGCGCGGCUGUGCGGCAGCGGAAGUCCUUUGUUGCAGCACAGUCCCUGGCAGAGCCAGAGCCUCUCCGCGCAGCCCAGCCCGAGCGCCGCGCGUCGCCGCCACUGCAGCUCGCGGCCCCUUCGUCUCCGCCCGCCUUUCCUGUGGCUGAUUUGCCUUAAACUCCCUAAAAUUUCCGCAGCCCCGGAUCCUGCUGCGGCCGGUCUCUAAUUAAUAGAAGAUGGCAAAGCCCAGCCACAGCAGCUACGUCCUUCAGCAGCUAAACAACCAAAGGGAAUGGGGUUUUCUCUGUGACUGUUGUAUCGCAAUUGAUGACAUUUACUUUCAAGCACACAAAGCAGUUCUAGCUGCCUGUAGCUCCUAUUUUAGAAUGUUUUUCAUGAACCAUCAGCAUAGUACUGCACAACUGAAUCUCAGCAACAUGAAAAUUAGUGCCGAGUGUUUUGAUCUCAUUUUGCAGUUUAUGUAUUUAGGAAAAAUUAUGACAGCUCCUUCCAGUUUUGAGCAGUUUAAAGUGGCAAUGAACUACCUACAGCUGUACAAUGUUCCUGACUGCUUAGAAGACAUACAAGACGCAGACUGUUCCAGUUCCAAAUGUUCAUCUUCUGCUUCUAGCAAACAGAACAGCAAAAUGAUAUUUGGGGUAAGAAUGUAUGAAGACACUGUGGCCAGAAAUGGCAGUGAAGCCAGUAGGUGGUGUGCAGAGCCAAGUUCAACAGUAAAUACACCACAUAAUAGAGAGCCUGAUGAAGAAUCUUUGCAAUUAGGUAAUUUUCCUGAACCACUAUUUGAUGUGUGUAAAAAGAGUUCUGUGUCCAAAUUAUCAACUCCAAAAGAACGUGUGUCACGACGCUUUGGACGGAGUUUUACCUGUGAUAGUUGUGGAUUUGGCUUUAGCUGUGAAAAAUUAUUAGAUGAGCACGUGCUAACCUGUACUAACAGACAUUCUUACCAAAACACAAGAUCCUAUCACAGAAUUGUGGAUAUCAGAGAUGGAAAAGACAGUAAUAUCAAAACUGAAUUUGGUGAAAAGGAUUCUUCUAAAGCAUUUUGUGCACAGACGGACAAAUACAGAGGAGACACAAGCCAGGCCGCAGAUGAUUCAACUUCAACCACUGGAAGCAGAAAAAGUAGCACAGUGGAGACUGAACUAGCCAGUGAAGAAAAAAGCAGAGCUGCCGAGAGGAAAAGAAUCAUUAUCAAGAUGGAACCGGAAGAUAUUCCUACAGAUGAACUGAAAGACUUUAACAUUAUUAAAGUUACUGAUAAAGACUGUAAUGAGUCCACUGACAAUGAUGAAUUAGAAGACGAACCUGAAGAGCCAUUUUAUAGAUACUAUGUUGAAGAAGAUGUCAGUAUUAAAAAGAGUGGGAGGAAAACUCUAAAACCUCGGAUGUCAAUAAAUGCCGAUGAAAGAGGUGGUCUAGAAAACAUGAGGCCCCCAAACAACAGCAGUCCAGUACAAGAGGAUACAGAAAAUGCAUCUUGUGAGCUGUGUGGGCUUACGAUAACCGAGGAGGACCUGUCGUCUCAUUACUUAGCCAAACACAUCGAAAAUAUCUGUGCAUGUGGCAAGUGUGGACAAAUCCUUGUGAAAGGAAGACAGCUUCAGGAACAUGCCCAGAGGUGUGGAGAGCCCCAAGAUCUGACGAUGAACGGGUUAGGAAAUGCCGAGGAGAAAAUGGACAUGGAAGAGAAUCCUGAUGAGCAGUCUGAAAUAAGGGAUAUGUUUGUUGAGAUGUUGGAUGAUUUUAGGGACAAUCAUUUCCAGAUAAACAGUAUCCAAAAAAAGCAGUUAUUUAAACAUUCUGCCUGUCCUUUUCGAUGUCCUAAUUGUGGCCAGCGUUUUGAAACUGAAAAUCUAGUGGUUGAACAUAUGUCUAGCUGCCUAGACCAAGACAUGUUUAAGAGUGCCAUCAUGGAAGAGAACGAAAGAGAUCACAGACGAAAGCAUUUUUGUAAUCUGUGCGGAAAAGGAUUUUAUCAGCGGUGUCACUUAAGAGAACACUAUACUGUUCAUACUAAGGAAAAGCAGUUUGUUUGUCAGACAUGUGGAAAGCAGUUUUUAAGAGAACGUCAGUUGCGACUGCACAAUGAUAUGCACAAAGGCAUGGCCAGGUAUGUCUGUUCCAUUUGUGAUCAAGGCAACUUCAGAAAACAUGACCAUGUACGGCAUAUGAUUUCUCAUUUAUCUGCUGGUGAGACUAUAUGCCAGGUCUGCUUUCAGAUAUUCCCAAAUAAUGAACAGUUGGAACAGCACAUGGAUGUUCAUCUGUAUACAUGUGGAAUAUGUGGAGCAAAGUUUAAUUUGAGGAAAGAUAUGAGAUCACAUUAUAAUGCCAAGCAUUUGAAAAGAACAUAAGUGAUUUUCUACUGUAUAAUGUUUAGUUGAUAGCAGACAAAACACCAAAGCAAAGGAUAUGAGCUAUUUAGAAAAUGAUUUUAUAAGCUGAAGUGUUGAAAAAAAAUUCCAAGUCCCUUUUAUCUUUAAUAUUUUUGUUUAGGAUAUUAAGUAUCUACAUUUUAGGUGAUAUUAAAUGUCUAUCAUUUUUGUUAUUUCUUAAUAGAAUUCUUUGUUUUUAGUUUGUUUUAGCUAUGAUUAAAAUUACUUUUAAAUGUAGACUGCAAGUGGUUUUUACCCCUUCGAUGACUAUUAAAGUUUAGUUUUCUUAUCAAUAAGGUGAUGACUUCACUAUUUUUAUGUGGGGUUUUUUGUUUUUGUGUUUUUGGUUAAGGUUACCCUCUGAAAUUUAAAACCCGACAUUGGCCAUUUCUGUUUAAGAAAGUUUUUUUAAGUAAAUAGUUAUUUGAAACUCUCAUUAACUCUAGCUUUUUUUUUUUUUUUUUGCAAGUUGAACAGUGAUUUAGCCACUGUUUAUUUCCCUUUCUUAUCGAUGAAAUUCAUAUUCUUAAAUUGACAACUUAUUAGGCAGGUUAGGUGCACUGAAUCUAACCUUGAAGGUUGACAUGGGCUCAGACUUGGCCUAAAAAGAUGGAUGGACCUAAGGAAAUGACUAUAAAUGAAUAUUUCCUAUAAUUGAUAAAAUAUUAUCAUUUAAUAAUCACAUUUAAAACUUAUAUUAAGUGUAAAACCCAAUGACUUUACCCCACUUGAGAAAUUAGUGGGGACAAGUCAUUUUGUUUUGUGAUAUUAAAUUUAACUAUGAUAGUUAAUUAAAAAGGCAUAUCUUGUAUUCAUUUAAAAUAAUUUAAAAUAUUCUGAUUUCUAAAGUGUGUUAGUUUAUCAAUUAUUUUGUUUAUAAAUAGACUUUAAUUGUCUCUAGGAAUAUGACAUCUAAAGGAAAAUGAUUUUUCAUCUUUAAAAUGACAUACUUUUGGAACUUUGAGAUUUGAGAAAGCUGCCAUGUAUAUUGAUAAAUCUAAUAAAAUAAAGAAAUCAAUUACAAA
This is a messenger RNA of Phacochoerus africanus (Common warthog), 3886 nucleotides long. It is a transcript of the gene ZBTB1, whose product is annotated as zinc finger and BTB domain containing 1. The transcript is spliced from 2 exons. NCBI's taxonomy places the organism in Eukaryota, Metazoa, Chordata, Mammalia, Artiodactyla, Suidae. The record is from RefSeq and is a predicted model, not a curated record. Gene Ontology annotation, molecular function: protein binding. The coding region runs from base 699 to 2840 and encodes 713 amino acids. Gene Ontology annotation, biological process: negative regulation of transcription by RNA polymerase II; regulation of cytokine production; regulation of immune system process.